UCCUUCGCCUUUUCUCCCCUCCUUUCUCUCCCCAGGCAUUAUUCUUCCAGAAAUUGCAAAGCGAGGGAUGUUCUCUGGCCUGCUUCCAGCUCAGGGGGAGAUCCACGGGCCCAGGGUGGUUCUGACGGCGGAUCCAAAGCCCAGGCUCCGAUGGACCGCCGACCUACACGAGCGCUUCGUCGAUGCCGUUGCUCAGCUCGGAGGCCCAGAAAAAGCAACUCCAAAGACUAUCAUGCGAACAAUGGGUGUGAAAGGGCUUACACUUUUUCACCUUAAGAGUCAUCUCCAGAAAUACAGAUUAGGUAAACAAUCAGGCAAAGAGAUAUCAGAGCAAUCCAAAGAUGCCUCUUAUCUUUUGGAAACCCCAACCAGCAGUGCAUUGUCUCCAAGCGUGGGUACUCCUGAUGCGAAUGAGGGGCAGGAAGUCAAAGAAGCUUUAAGAGCUCAGAUGGAAGUUCAGCGAAGACUUCAUGAACAAGUGGAGGUCCAAAAGCAUGUACAAAUCCGAAUGGAUGCCUAUCACAAAUACAUCGAUGCCUUACUAGAUAAGGCAUGCAAGAUUGCACAUGAGCAGAUAGUUUCCGCUGGCUUAAACAACCCAUUCAUGUGCGCCUCUUCUGUACCUCUCAGCCCAUCUUCGUUGCCUCAGAUAUCAGUUGAAGCAAAGUCCUCACUCUCCUCCAUUACAGAAGGCCAGUUUCUCUACCAGAAGUCCCCGCAACUAAAGAGGAACUUAACGUAGACUGGUAUCUCUGUUUCCCAAUUUUACCAAUAAUUUGGUGAAGUUUCAUGGAGCUUUGAUUUUGAAUGAGAAGUGUUGGGGGUGUCUUCUCUUGUGAUGAGAAGUCUCACUUGAAAUUGGUACUGUGGUGGAUUUGUCAUUGGUUAUGUGCUCACUCUCUUUAACCAAGCAAGAUUUUAUCUAAAUGCUUCCUUUUACCAACUUGUGUUAUCUGCCUUCUUGUUGAACUUGUUUAUGUGUAUAUGAGCUCAGAUGCACAUCUAGUUUGUGAUUCUAAUAUAUUUUGCAGGGGAUGAAAUGACUGAUAUUGAUAGAAAUACA
Messenger RNA from Asparagus officinalis (garden asparagus), 1063 nucleotides. Its product is annotated as protein PHR1-LIKE 2-like. Gene Ontology annotation, molecular function: DNA binding; DNA-binding transcription factor activity. The transcript has 6 exons. The record is from RefSeq and is a predicted model, not a curated record. Lineage: Eukaryota; Viridiplantae; Streptophyta; Magnoliopsida; Asparagales; Asparagaceae. The coding region runs from base 68 to 742 and encodes 224 amino acids.